Brassica oleracea var. oleracea is the source of this 856-nucleotide messenger RNA. Its product is annotated as proteasome subunit alpha type-4-A-like. Gene Ontology annotation, cellular component: cytosol; nucleus; proteasome core complex, alpha-subunit complex. NCBI's taxonomy places the organism in Eukaryota, Viridiplantae, Streptophyta, Magnoliopsida, Brassicales, Brassicaceae. The record is from RefSeq and is a predicted model, not a curated record. The transcript is spliced from 2 exons. Bases 1 to 840 code for a protein of 279 amino acids.
AUGGAGAAUAUGCUUCAACAUUCGACAUGCCAGAGCUUUAGGACAUAUUGCAAAGAGCUGAUUGCUAUGAUCAAGGAGUCUCGUGCAUGGCCGAGCUUUGCGACGGAAUUAGAAAGGAUUGAGACUUUGCAGAUAUGUUUCCCGGACUUCAAGAUCAACUAUGUUUCAUGCACGCAAAAUCAGAUUUUAGAUUCUCUACUUAAGACUGCUAGAUCAAAAGUUAAUAUACUGGGCUUGAAUUUAUUGAUCGGUGAGAAGAAAGUCACCUCCAAGUUUCUUCAAACCUCCACCUCCUCUGAGAAAAUGUACAAGAUCGACGACCACGUUGCUUGUGCCGUUGCUGGUAUCAUGUCUGAUGCCAACAUAUUCAUCAACACGGCUCGUGUCCAAGCGCAACGCUACACCUUCAUGUACCAAGAGCCCAUGCCUGUGGAGCAGCUGGUUCAGUUUCUUUGUGACACGAAGCAAUGGUACACGCAGUUCGGUGGUCUUCGUCCCUUUGGAGUGUCUUUUCUUUUUGCAGGGUGGGACAAGAACUAUGGGUUUCAGCUGUAUAUGAGUGAUCCUAGUGGGAACUAUGGUGGUUGGAAAGCUGCGGCUGUUGGAGCAAACAAUCAGGCUGCUCAGUCUAUUCUGAGACAAGACUAUAAGGAUGAUGUGACUUCGGAUGAGCUUGCGUUGAAGGUGGAUAGCACGAGCUUGACGUCUAAGAAGCUUGAGCUUGCUGAGGUGUUUCUGACUCCAUCGGGGAAUGUUAAGUACCAUGUUCACUCUCAUGACUCUCUCACCAAGCUGUGGCCGAAGCAUGGUGUGACUCAACCCGCUGCUGAAACGUCCUGAGCAUGAAACUAUGUAC